UUAGUCCUACAGGGACAUGCAGAACAUUUUAAGUUGUACCUAUUUAUGAUAGCUCUGUUCGCUCUAAAUAAUUUAACUGGCGGUAAACUCUGAUGAAGAGAUCACAAAACUGUGUUUUUUUGUCCUAAUGAACCUUAUAACAAAUGGAGUUAAUUAACCAAAGGCAGAGCAAAGAACCUAACUUGGUGCGUCGGAAUACCAUAUUUAUGAAAAAUGCUCGAAGAUAGAACUAUAAAUGGAAGUUGAUGCUCGAUCUAGUGGCGCAAAUUGGCGCUGGAGUCUUCUGUUUUCUGUGGUAUUCCUAAAUAUCUGCUUGCCGAGUCUGGUGCUAGCGUAUGGCGUGUUUUGGCUACACCUGACGAGUCUGGACGUGCCCGCAUGGCUCGGUCUAUCUACGCCUACUAUCUAUCUGCUCACCUUUGGAUUAACACAAUGCUGGUUUCGCGAGGCUGCCGACUCGUGGGGUGGGUCCACGGGUUACCGCGCGAUGGCAGCAGUCGGCAUCACAGUGACAGUCGCUAGCUUGCUCGCCUGCGCAUUUGUACCAUUGUACUUACAGCCCUUCAUAUAUGGAGUUUUUGGCGGUCUCGGAUCGUCAUUAAUAUCCGCCCAAAUGGAUGCAGUUAUAUUCGAAACUUACGACAGUCGGCUCGCAAUAGUACGAGGCAUAUGCAGCACGGGACAAGCAGUCGGACAAUCUUUGUUCCCCCACAUUAUAUCAGUUCUAAUCAAUUACUACGGAUAUUCCUUUUCAUUCAUCGUUCUCGCCGGAAUAAUAUUACAAGCGUUGCCAGCCGUCCUUUUUCUUAAAAUCGACGAAAGUGUCAGAAGAUCAGGUGCCUCCAGAUAUUCAGAUUUUUAUAAGAAUUAUACUGGGUUUCAAAAUGACGGUGCAGAUAACUAUUACACCGCAGAAUUGCAAUUGAUCGACUUAAGUAAAAAAUCUUGGAAGAAUCCAUCCGAUGAUAACUUACAUCGAGAAGACGAGGAGGUCGAGGAAGAUGCAGAAAUAGCAGGAACGAUAACACCGCCGCCGAGCCCGGAAGAGAAGAGAAGAAACAUUUUCGGCGUAGACAUAUUGCCGGAUAUCCCGGAGGAAAGUGAGGAGAGCGAAGACGACAUCGAACAAGCUUCGAAUGUUAAAUCGUCAAACAAUCAGCGACGGUUUAGCCUUGCAAUCAAAAGACUGAGCACACUAGGUGACAAUUUAGAUGAGUACAUAACAAAACAAAUUAGAAAAGAUUCCAAAGAAGAUUGUAGCAACCAUAACAAUAGAGAACAUUCUGAAAUUGAAGUAACUUAUGACCACAUAUCGCCAAUAACUGAGAUUCAUAGAGAAAAGGUGUUAAACACGUUCUCUUUUAGAUAUCAGUCGAUGGUUACAAACAUAAAGAGAAGGUUCUGGAUACCUUCGUACAGAAUGUACAGAGUAAAACGCAGAUUGUUGUAUUUAAUGUAUAACAUUAAUGAUACCUUUAUAAAACCUUUGACGAGAUCGCUUUCUUGUUGGAGAUUCUAUCCAGCCUUAUUGCUUAAUUUUGCAAAGUUGUGUUUGACGGCUGUAUUUUUAUCUUUAAUACCGAUGAUAGCGCAGCAGGUUCGGCCAAAGAUAUCAAUGUUUGAGACGAACUUUCUCCUGUCGUUGCACGGAUUUACCUGGAUAUGUUUUCUGUUGAGUACGCCGUGGUUGGCGCAGACACCGAAGAGAAAUUUCAAAUACGUCGCUGUGUUCGGAUUGAUUACAUCUACUAUUGCAUGUUUUGUUUUUGCAGAAACCAACAAUCACGAUUCCUUCGCCAUCGGCUGCGUGAUAUCGGGACUGGGGUACGGGGCUGUGACCUCAUGCUGUGAGACAGCAGUCCAAGAUUUCGUCGGUGCCCGAAAAUGGCCCAAGUUUCAAAGCACUCUCGAAACACUUUCUGCCUCACUAUUGUCUCUCUUCGUAGUCGGUUUGUCAUUUAUUGUAGGUCAGGAGCACGGAUAUCAAUACUCCAUGUUUAUUAUAGGCAUUGUAUUAAGUGCUGUUACGAUUUUAUGGUUAGUUUUAGCUCUUAUAUCUCUGUACGAUACUAAGCUGAAAUAUUUAAGACCAAACUGUCGUUGUUUAUUUUAAAUGAUGAUAAGAUAUUUAUAUUUUGUUAGAAUAUUUUAAUGACGUAUACAUGGAAA
Molecule: messenger RNA, 2169 nt
Organism: Papilio polytes (common Mormon)
Lineage: Eukaryota; Metazoa; Arthropoda; Insecta; Lepidoptera; Papilionidae
Exons: 6
Coding region: 236-2113 (625 amino acids)
Biological process (GO): monocarboxylic acid transport; transmembrane transport
Molecular function (GO): monocarboxylic acid transmembrane transporter activity
Source: RefSeq, a predicted model, not a curated record